Amaranthus tricolor (Joseph's coat) is the source of this 1266-nucleotide messenger RNA. RefSeq names its product mRNA-decapping enzyme subunit 2-like. Gene Ontology annotation, cellular component: cytoplasm. The record is from RefSeq and is a predicted model, not a curated record. Bases 77 to 1069 code for a protein of 330 amino acids. The transcript is spliced from 8 exons. Gene Ontology annotation, molecular function: RNA binding; manganese ion binding; 5'-(N(7)-methylguanosine 5'-triphospho)-[mRNA] hydrolase activity. Gene Ontology annotation, biological process: deadenylation-dependent decapping of nuclear-transcribed mRNA; nuclear-transcribed mRNA catabolic process, nonsense-mediated decay. NCBI's taxonomy places the organism in Eukaryota, Viridiplantae, Streptophyta, Magnoliopsida, Caryophyllales, Amaranthaceae.
UUAAAAAAAAAGGUAAAUGCCCGGCAAAUUAGCUUUUGAGCACCUCUCGGAAACACAGGUGACAGCUUGACAGGGAAUGAUGUCAGGGCUUCAUAGAUGUUCAAGUGCUCCAUUGAAGAACGGCCUUCCUCCUCAAGAGCUUCUCGAUGAUCUCUGCAGUCGCUUUGUCUUGAAUGUUCCAAAGGAAGAUCAACAAUCAUUUGAGAGAAUCUUGUUUUUGGUUGAGUACGCGCAUUGGUUCUAUGAGGAUAAUACAGUUGAGAAGAAUCCAUCUUUGAAAUCGUUUUCCCUUAAGGAAUUUACUUCUUUAAUGUUUAACAGUUGCGAGGUAUUGAAACCCUAUGUUCCACACAUUGAUGAUAUAUUCAAGGACUUCAAGUCAUACAAAGUUCGGGUUCCCGUCACUGGAGCAAUCAUUUUGGACCAAACUUAUGAAAGGUGCAUUUUGGUUAAAGGGUGGAAAGGAACCAGCUGGAGUUUUCCACGAGGAAAAAAGAGUAAGGAUGAGGAGGAUCAUGCAUGUGCCGUGAGAGAAGUUCUGGAGGAAACGGGAUUUGAUGUGUCUGGACUUCUUUCCAAAGAAGAGUACAUUGAAGUGAUAUUUGGGCAGCAGCGUGUGCGCCUUUAUAUAAUUGCUGGUGUUACUGAUGACACUGCCUUUGCUCCUCUUACUAAAAAGGAGAUCAGUGAAAUUGCUUGGCAACGACUGAAUGAUCUCCAGCCUGCAAGUGAUGAUGUGAUAUCACAUAGUGUCACGGGACUUAAGCUUUACAUGGUUGCUCCAUUUUUGAAGUCAUUAAAAUCAUGGAUUUCAAAACAUGCUCCUCCUGUUGCUUCAAAAUCGGACUCUUCUCAUAGAGGCUUCAGUGUUUGGAAGGCAAAAAAUAGUUCUUUGGGAAGCAGCUCAACCUCGGUUGACAACCAGCAUACGAAGCCUAUAUCCGAUCCUCAUGUUGCUGAAACUGGUCCCAGUCCUGUUGAUGAAACUGGCCCUGGCAAAAGCUUUAGAAACUUCAGUUUUAAUACGGGAUCGAUCAUACAAGCCAUGGAAUCAGCAUUUUCUUCUUGAAUACCCAUGGUCCGAAUCUCAGAAGGCAGUUGUAUAUUAUCUCUAGUGACGAUGAUAAUCGAGUCAAGCACUGCACAUGAAUAGCUUAGUUAGUACUGCAUCUGUACACUGUAUUUAUCAGGAGUUCAAGGUUGUAGGUACUUGUAGAUUAUGUAUAGAAUUCCUUCAGAGCAAUCCAAUGUUCAAAUCUAAUUAAA